AUGGAGCAUUACCCGGAUCAGGGUUGUGAUGGCCUUGAGCUGCUUGACUGGCUAUUUGAUCAAAAUAAUGGUAUUCUCCGUCACGAAGAACCAGGACAACACACUUGGCCAAUCCAGGACCCAAAUAUGUUGCAGCCACCCGAACAGCCAAACGAUGACUUUCUCAAUGCGCUCCUGCGUGGUGGUGAAUCUGUGUCAGCCUCUCCGCUCUGGUCACCAUCUCCCAGUGACAGUGGGAUCAGUGAGGACCCUCCAUCAGACCAGAUGGACAGUCCUCAGCGCCCUGAAAGCCCACCCGGGGACUCCCAUUUCUUUGGUACAAGACCACUAACCAAGGCGGCCCUGGAAGCCAAUGUCCCCGCUGACUUCAGUGGCUGGAAGCUCAGCUUUCCAAUGGGCAAGACGAGGAUUGCACAUCCUUCUGAUGUGCAUACAUCACAGCUUUCCUCUAGCUUCCCCCUAACUGUCAAAGAUCUGCUAUUGUCGGGCACGUCUGAGCCAACCCCAAAGCCGACCCAAAAGUCCAUUCAAGAGCUGGUUCUCAAUGAAGAUGAGAAGAAGCUUUUAGCAAAGGAGGGAGUCACUCUGCCCACCCAGCUGCCUCUCACAAAGUAUGAAGAAAGGAUUCUGAAGAAAAUACGCAGAAAAAUUCGCAACAAGCAGUCGGCUCAGGAGAGCAGAAAGAAGAAAAAGGAGUACAUCGAUGGGCUGGAAAGCAGGAUGGUUGCUUGCAGUGCACACAACCAAGAGCUACAGAGAAAAGUGUCCCAGCUGGAGAAAUGCAACAUGUCACUAAUGGAACAGCUGCGCAGGCUGCAGGCCCUGGUCAUGAAUACAUCUAAUAAGCCAGCCCAGACUGGGACAUGUGUACUGGUGCUCGUGCUGUCCUUCUCCCUAAUACUGUUCCCAAACCUCAAGCCCUUAUCUGACUCCAAAGUCAGCCAAGGAGACUUCACUCCAGUCAGAAUCCAGUCACGGUCCCUGCAGAACCUUCAGGCUUCCCGCAUACUCCAUGUCACUGAAUCCCCAUUCUUCGCCGAGGAUGAAUCAGAGCCUCUGCACCGGCAUUACCCAGAAGACCCGGGAUUGGAAGAUUUGACCGCACUGAUGGAGAAGAUGGCAGUAGACCAAGAACAAUCCACUUUGGAGUCCGUGUCUCUCAACAGCAGUCAGGAAGACAAAAUUGGUCAUUUCCAUGUAGACCCAAUUACUGGUCACAUCGCUACGGUGACCUUGAAUCCCCAUCGCUCUGCCAGGUUACAACCACACGCUGAUGGUAUGUAA
This is a messenger RNA of Pelmatolapia mariae (spotted tilapia), 1284 nucleotides long. RefSeq names its product cAMP responsive element binding protein 3-like 3a (gene creb3l3a). Gene Ontology annotation, molecular function: RNA polymerase II cis-regulatory region sequence-specific DNA binding; DNA-binding transcription factor activity, RNA polymerase II-specific. The transcript has 10 exons. Gene Ontology annotation, biological process: regulation of transcription by RNA polymerase II. Gene Ontology annotation, cellular component: nucleus. Lineage: Eukaryota; Metazoa; Chordata; Actinopteri; Cichliformes; Cichlidae. The record is from RefSeq and is a predicted model, not a curated record. Bases 1 to 1284 code for a protein of 427 amino acids.